UUCUAUUUUAUAUCUUCUCUAUGCAAAUUCAUUCAUAACGGUAUUAUUUAGCAAGAUAUACAUUUAAAUAAAUGAAUCAGCGAAAUGUCAACAUAGGCGGAUAAAAUACUUAUAUCUUAUGUAAUAGAAUAUCAUUAAACAGACACUACGGAGGAAGCGAUGGGUCGUUAUCAAACAACAGCGUUUAUGGGGUGUUUGUGCUGUUUGUUCCUGGUCAUACAUACAUUGCCAACAUCUAGAUCGCCAUUACUGACCAGCAUACAUCUUACUGACCAGAACUGUACUGACUGUUGUGAAUUUCUGCAGUGUGUUGAAAAAUUUACUGGCAAAAUCAACAUAUCUACUGGUGGAAUUCAAUUUAUUGAAGCAGCUUGCAAUGACAUGGGGAAUCAGCAAUUGCUGUCCUGUUAUGUUCCAGAGAAAAUACAAAGCUGUUCCUACCUAAAGCGCAUGUCUUCUUAUCUUCCUGGGCAACAGACCCUGAAGCAACAGUUGACGGAAAUGUGUGCACAUAAAGAAGAUUUCCUUGGACUUGAAUCAUGCAUAGCUGCCAAAAUGUUUGUGGACAGUUAUUCCAUCUGUACGGCUCCAUAUAUAGCUGCGUUAAGUGAUAAGACAGCUGAUUUAUGUCAGGAGAUAUAUAUUUUUCUGGUAGAAGGGGAAAGGAGAGGAGGGUGUGCGAAAACAGAAGAGGCAUGGGAAAAAGGAGAUGACUACCCCUGUCCUCCCCUGAUUGAAAACAAUUAG
Molecule: messenger RNA, 747 nt
Organism: Mytilus trossulus (common blue mussel)
Lineage: Eukaryota; Metazoa; Mollusca; Bivalvia; Mytilida; Mytilidae
Exons: 5
Coding region: 160-747 (195 amino acids)
Source: RefSeq, a predicted model, not a curated record